UGUAUAAGCGUCGGACUGAAAACACUUGAUCUUUUCAAAGCAAAAAGAAAAGAUGUUUCUGCGGUAUAAACGUGCUUCUAGGCUACAAAUUUGUUGACGCAUUAAAGAACGUGUGUUUUAUGAUUCAUGCACGGAAGUAGUCGUUUGAAAGUAUUAAUUUGUGGAAAAUAUGUUUGCCAAAGCGUUUCGGGUCAAAUCCAAUACUGUGCUGAAAGGAUCAGACAGGAGGAAACUAAAAGUUGACCUGUCAGCAGCAUUUCCUUCUCUUUCUGCCGAUGAUCUGUCUGAGCUGGUACCCAACAAAGAAGAAAUUAAUGUUGUCAAGAUUUAUGCGCACAAAGGAGAAGCUGUGACCCUUUAUGUUCUUCAUAAGAACCCUCUCUUCUUUGAACUGGAGAAAAGACUUUAUCCUACAGUGUAUGUGCUUUGGCGAUACCCUGCUCUCCUCCCAGUCUUCAGAACAUGGGCCCCUGUGCUUCAGAAGUUGAUCGGAGGGGCCGAUCUCAUGCUGCCAGGUGUGGUGGUGCCUUCGUGUGGGCUCCCAGAUGUGAAGCCAGGAUCCUGCUGUGCUGUUGCCGUUGUCAAUAAUAGAGCUCCUGUUGCUGUUGGCAAGGCUGCAAUGUCAAGCGCAGAGAUGCACAGCUCGGGUAUGAAAGGGAGAGGAGUGUGUGUUCUCCACACCUAUAUGGAUUAUCUCUGGGCAUUCGGAGAUAAAUCAAACCCUCCCUCUUUACCAGACGAAGAUGAUAAAGUUGAAGAUUCAAACCACGAGAAAAGUGAAGUUGAUGAGAAAGAAGAUGGAGAAUAUGAUGUUGGAAAGGGUACGGAGGAGCAGCAGAGCUCUGAUGAAACUAUCACUGAUCAAAUUUGUUGUGGCUUAGAGGAGCUGAGUGUCACUGAGAAGAAGGAAGACCAAGUGGAAGGCAGCAACGGAAACGAAGAGGAAAACCAGGAUGAACAGAAAACUCCACAAGAGGAAAUGGAUGCUCUGCUGCUGCAGUGCUUCCUGCAUGCUCUGAAAAGCAAGGUUAAGAAGUCAGAGCUUCCUCUGCUCACUAGUACAUUUCUACGCAACCACAUGUUCUCCUGCUGUCCAAGUGGAAAGCAGCUUGAUAUCAAGAAAUCCAGCUAUAAAAAGCUGUCCAGGUUUCUACAAGUCAUGCAGCAGCAGAAUAAUCUUGUUCAAGUGAAAGAACUCAGCAAGGGUGUGGAGAGCAUUGUGGAGGUGGACUGGAAAAAUCCACAACUGCGGUCCUUCAGCAUUCCAGAAGAGGCAGGUGUUGACAAAACAGAUGUGCAGGGUGGAGGAGAAGGGGAAGCCCAGUACCACCCUCCAGAGAUCACUACUCUAUACUCUGUUUCUGCUCGUUUGGAGCCACUGUUCUUGGAUGCAAAUAAGAGGAAAGGAGCAAUAAUGCAUCCUGCUGAAGUCAGAAGUGCAAUCACUGAAUAUGUGAAGAAAAAUGAGCUGGUGGAUGAAAACAAUAAAAAUUACGUGAGGAUAAACCCUUCUCUGUGCGACUGCUUACUGGAUAAAUCAGAAUACCAAGAGGUGGAGUCUCUCAAAUGGGAUGACCUCUUUAGCAGGGCAUUGGGAAAAAUGCAAGAGUGCUAUCAGGUUGUGUUUCCUGGACAAGCCCCAGUUGUGAAGAAAGGUCACAUUGAGCCAAUAGACAUCUUUGUAGCUUCUAGAGGUUCUAACAAGAAGGUGACUCUAAUAAAAAAUCUGGAAGUGUAUGGUUUGGAUCCUGCAGUAGUUGCCUCUGCCUUGCAGCACAGAGUCCAGGCCAGCACCGUCUUACAGCUCCUCCCUGGAGCUAAAGACAGAGUCCUGGUCCAGAUCCAAGGCAACCAGGUUCAUCAGGUUGGAAGUCUGUUGCUUGAUCAUUAUCAGAUCCCUCGCAAAUACAUCCAGGGACUGGACAAAGCUGCAAAAAGCGGAAAGAAGAAGUAGAAUUCAACUCUGCUGACACUUUUCACCGUAUUCUAAGCCUCAUUAUCAUAUUUGGUGUAUUUUUGCUCAUUCUUUUAAUAAAUUGAAUUCCGUAUCA
Cyprinodon tularosa is the source of this 2051-nucleotide messenger RNA. RefSeq names its product eukaryotic translation initiation factor 2D (gene eif2d). Gene Ontology annotation, molecular function: translation initiation factor activity; RNA binding. The transcript is spliced from 15 exons. The coding region runs from base 170 to 1954 and encodes 594 amino acids. NCBI's taxonomy places the organism in Eukaryota, Metazoa, Chordata, Actinopteri, Cyprinodontiformes, Cyprinodontidae. The record is from RefSeq and is a predicted model, not a curated record. Gene Ontology annotation, biological process: formation of translation preinitiation complex; translational initiation.